CGUGCCCACCGUGCCCACCCGGGGCUUGAGGGCAUCAUGUUCAGCUGGCUCCGCAAGCACGAGGCCCACAAGAAGCAGCCCGAGGUCAUCCAGACGGUGACCGACGGCCUCAAGGAGCUGUACCGCAAGAAGCUGCUUCCCCUCGAGGACCACUACCGCUUCCACGACUUCCACUCGCCCGCCCUGGAAGACGCCGACUUCGACAACAAGCCCAUGGUCCUGGUGGUGGGCCAGUACAGCACCGGCAAGACCAGCUUCAUCCAGUACCUGCUGGAGCAGGACGUGCCCGGCAGCCGCGUGGGGCCCGAGCCCACCACCGACUCCUUCGUGGCCGUCAUGCACGGCGAGGCCGAGGGCAUCGUGCCCGGGAACGCCCUCAUCGUCGACCCCAACAAGCCCUUCCGCAAGCUCAACCCCUUCGGGAACACCUUCCUCAACCGGUUCAUGUGUGCCCAGAUCCCAAACCAGGUCCUGGAGAGCAUCAGCCUCAUCGACACCCCAGGAAUCCUGUCGGGGGCCAAGCAGAGAGUAAGCCGAGGGUACGACUUCCCUGCGGUGCUGCAGUGGUUCGCGGAGCGGGUGGAUCUCAUCAUCCUGCUUUUCGACGCCCACAAGCUGGAGAUCUCGGACGAGUUCUCGGAGGCCAUCCGGGCCCUCAAGGGCAACGAGGACAAGAUCCGCGUGGUGCUGAACAAGGCCGACAUGGUGGAGACGCAGCAGCUGAUGCGCGUCUACGGGGCGCUCAUGUGGUCCCUGGGCAAGGUGGUCAACACGCCCGAGGUCCUGCGCGUCUACAUCGGCUCCUUCUGGGCCCAGCCGCUCCUGGUGUCCGACAACCGGCACCUGUUCGAGCUGGAGGAGCAGGACCUGUUCCAGGACAUCCAGGGCCUGCCCCGGCACUCUGCCCUGCGCAAGCUCAACGACCUCGUCAAGCGCGCCCGCCUCGUCCGCGUGCAUGCUCACAUCAUCAGUCACCUGAAGAAGGAGAUGCCGUCCGUGUUCGGAAAGGACAAUAAGAAGAAGCAGCUGAUCGCCAAGCUGCCCGUCAUCUUCGCCAAAAUCCAGCUGGAGCACCACAUCUCUCCGGGGGACUUUCCCGACUGCAAAAAGAUGCAGGAGAUGCUGAUGGUCCACGACUUCAACAAGUUCCACUCCCUGAAGCCGCGGCUGCUGGAGCUCCUGGACGAGAUGCUGACGCACGACAUCGCCCGCCUCAUGCCCCUGCUGCGUCAGGAGGAGCUGGAGAGCCCCGAGCAGGGCGUCCAGGGCGGGGCCUUCGAGGGCACCCACAUGGGCCCCUUCGUCGAGGGCCCCGGCGAGGGGCUGGAGGAGGCCGAGCCCGGCGACGAGGACUGGGUGGUCACCAAGGACAAGCCCAAGUACGACGAGAUCUUCUACAACCUGGCGCCCGCCGACGGCAAGCUGAGCGGCACCAAGGCCAAGAGCUGGAUGGUCACCACCAAGCUGCCCAACUCCGUGCUCGGGCGCAUCUGGAAGCUGAGCGACGUGGACCGGGACGGGAUGCUGGACGACGAGGAGUUCGCCCUGGCCAGCCACCUCAUCGAGGUCAAGCUCGAGGGCCACGGGCUGCCCGCCGACCUGCCCCGGCACCUCGUGCCGCCCUCCAAGCGCCGCCAGAAGGGCUCGGCGGAGUGAGGGGGAGAGGUCCUCCCUCCGGCCCCCCUCCCCCCGGCCAGCCUGUGUUCUGGUAUUAAGGACCAAGGGGGUUAUAACACCCUCCCGCCUGACUGGACUGUAAGCUUCUCCCAUCGCCAAGCUGACCGGGCGGCAGUUCCGCCCGCCUCACGGCCGAUCAGCGCGUGCACUUUUCCUCGCCUCGUAGUUGAUCCGCGUGUUCACUCGCCUCCUCAAGGCUGAUCUGGUUGUACGCUUCCCCGUUUCACAGCUGAUCGGGGUGUGCACUUCCCCAUCUCCCAGCUGAUCGGCCCGCGUACUCCCCUCCUCAGCGCCGAUCAGUCUGUACGCUCCCUUCCUCCUGCCUUACAUCCCAUCUGUCUUGCCCGUUUCCCUCCUCACCGCUGACGGAUCCGUUCCCUUCCCUCGCACCUCAGAGCCGACCAGCCUGCACACACACACCCUUUCUGCCUCACAGAUGAUGGGUCUGUUUACUCCCCUCAUUCCUUUGUACACUUCCCUCUCCCCGCCUCACAGCCGAUCGGUCCGUGUACCCCCUUCCUCCGAGCUGAUGGGCCCGUACGCCCCCCGACCCGCCUCACAGCUGAUCGGUCCGUGUACCCCCUUCCUCUGAUCGGUCCAUACACACACACGCACCCCCAAUUCCGCCGCACAUCUGAUCACUUUGGCCUUCCCUCUACCAGCCUGAAGCUGACCGGUCCGUGCACCUUCCGACUCCAGGCUGACCAGUGGGUUUGAACCCCCUCUCGCCUCGCCGCUCAUCCUGCAAAUAUUGGGAAGUCUGGGGGCGUUUUCCCCCUUUAUCCAGCCCCAUCUUCGGAGUAGGCUAGGGAUCGGUUCCGGGGACCCCCCUUCUGCUGCCGCUUCUCAGCUUUUUUGCCCCUAUAGUUGGUGGAAGUCCCUUUAAGCCCCCCUCCCCUCCCCAUAGUGUAUGUUUGGGUCCGAGCCGUCCCGACUGACGGCUGAUGGGUCCAUAUCGACCAGCCGACUGGGUCUUCCCAAUUCCCUUCUCCCAGCCGAUGAUCGCGUAUCCGACCGGGCCGCCCCGCCGCAGCCCUUCUGUCCGUAGAGCCAUUGUGAGGGCCAAAGAGACCGUUACGGGUCUAUAUUUGGGUUAUAAGGACCACGGGGCCGAGGGCUGCCUCACUUAAUCUGGCCAGGAAGCAGAGCCGGUCCGGUCGUAGGCCUGCGUGCUGUCCAGGCAGUGAGGGAGGGGCGGGCUGGGGCUGCCCUCACCCCAUCAAUCAAUCAAUCGAUUGUAUUUAUUGAGCGCUUACUGUGUGCAGAGC
This is a messenger RNA of Tachyglossus aculeatus (Australian echidna), 2945 nucleotides long. RefSeq names its product EH domain containing 2 (gene EHD2). Gene Ontology annotation, biological process: endocytosis; endosomal transport. Gene Ontology annotation, cellular component: cytoplasm; plasma membrane. The transcript has 5 exons. The coding region runs from base 37 to 1656 and encodes 539 amino acids. Gene Ontology annotation, molecular function: protein binding; GTP binding; calcium ion binding. The record is from RefSeq and is a predicted model, not a curated record. NCBI's taxonomy places the organism in Eukaryota, Metazoa, Chordata, Mammalia, Monotremata, Tachyglossidae.